This is a messenger RNA of Pterocles gutturalis (yellow-throated sandgrouse), 1149 nucleotides long. RefSeq names its product mitochondrial fission regulator 1-like (gene MTFR1L). The annotation marks the transcript as partial. Gene Ontology annotation, cellular component: mitochondrion. The record is from RefSeq and is a predicted model, not a curated record. Gene Ontology annotation, biological process: aerobic respiration; mitochondrial fission. NCBI's taxonomy places the organism in Eukaryota, Metazoa, Chordata, Aves, Pterocliformes, Pteroclidae. The transcript has 5 exons.
ACGAUCCCCAUCUGGCAGAACAAACCCCACGGCUCAGCACGCAGCGUCGUCAGGAGGAUCGGGUCAAACCUCCCUCUAAAGCCCUGUCCCAGAGCAACCUUUGAGGUUCUACCCAAUGUUUCGGAGCUCUAUUUAAAUGACGUCCCGCCAGUCCCCACCUUGGCAGACAUUGUGUGGAUCGCAGCGGAUGAUGAGGAAACAUACGCCAGAGUCAGGAGUGACACCCGCCCGCUGAAGCACAAGUGGAAGCCGAGCCCCUUCACCGUUAUCCAGCGAAACGCUUCGGUCCCCAACCUGAGGAAGCAGGAGGAGAAGCUGCUCGCCUUAAAGAAACCUGGGUUACCCGCACUGAGCCGAACAACAGAGCUCCAGGAUGAGCUGAGUCACCUCCGCAGCCAGAUAGCUAAAAUAGUCGCUGCCGAGUCAGCUUCUGCUUCAUUAACACCAGAUCUGCUAUCUCCAGGAAGUUCAAAUGCAUCUUCUCCUGUACGUUGCUUUGGACCCUCUUUCCAAUCUACAACGUCCUUUGUCAUUAGCGAUAUCACGGAGGAGGAGGCGGAACUCGAAAGCCCCGAGCUCCCCUCAGUCUCCUUGCUUUGUUCUGCAACCUCCGAGUGUUGCAAACCAGACCCAAAGGAUCCUGACGAGGAAGAUUCUGUGUCUCUUUCCAAGGCCAGCAGCUUUGCGGACAUGAUGGGCAUUCUGAAAGACAUUCACAGGAUGAAGCAGAGCAAAGACUUAAACCGACCAUCAAUGAAGGAGGACGACCCGGCCGUUCUCAUAGCAGAAGUUCUGAGAAGAAAAUUUGCCCUAAAGGCUGAAGAUCUGACCAUGAAGGAGAAAUGAUGUUACUGUCGUUAAACUCUGUAAGCGAAAGUGUUAUGCUCCCACAAUUUUCUCCACAGUAGCUGCCUUCCUGAGGAUUGAGCCUUUUGCCUCUUUUCUGAAUUGAAAUGGUUCCUGCACCGGACACUUGCUUAGGAAGGGCCCCACGGAUUUGAUGUGUUUUCCAUGUGUUGUUAUAUUUAAGAAAAAAACUUUUUAAGAAGAUGGAAAUUCUUUUCCGCCUGUGUUUUGAUGUUGAUUAUUGAUAAGGAUUUUCUGAAGAGCGCAAUGAGUGCUGCUGGAUGACGUUCCUUCUACCUACAC